Messenger RNA from Bursaphelenchus xylophilus (pine wood nematode), 3197 nucleotides. Lineage: Eukaryota; Metazoa; Nematoda; Chromadorea; Rhabditida; Aphelenchoididae. The record is from the annotation of a GenBank genome assembly.
AUGUUACAUUUUGUUUAUCUUCUUCUUUUGGUCGCCAUCACGCUUGCUGACGAUGUUACCCGUAUCCGGCAGCGAUUUCAAGGCUUUUUCGAUGGAGACAAGAUCUUGGUGAAGCUGAGGUUUUUCACGGAUUCACCGGCUGACGUUAUUAUCUUCCAAGAUUCUGGGUAUAACCUUGAGGAUCGUUCUUCUCGUUUGCGAGUUCAUGUUAGUCGCAAUUUCUAUCGGGUUUACGAUUUCCAGAGUAGGUCAACAAAUUUUCACAACGAAAAUUUCAAUGUCAACUUGCAGAUGAAACAGAACUAAACGUGAAGCACACACAGGUAAUCGACACCGACGUCGCUCUGACACUUGCAAAUGGUACGGUUUCAGUGAAAAUAAACGAUGAGAACGUCGUUCAACUUCCAACCGGCAUUUUUAAGGAUGGUAAGUUCAGUCUAACCUCUGUACACCGAAUUACCAAAAAAACAUGUUAUGGAAAUUUUUCGUUGUACUGAGGUCUAUCUUGACAUACCUCUGCACGUCAAUCCAAAAUAGAAGAAAAAAUUUCCCGCCCUUUUUGGCGAUUCGUUCAAAACGAAAUGUCACUAUCCGAUAAAAGCAUUUUCUUAUCUUUUCUUUAGCAUUUUCUUAUCAAUUUUUCUUACCUUUCCUGGGGGGCUGAACUACCAAAGCCCCCUAGUGGCCAGUCCUAAACGUAUAUCUGUCCAUUUUUUGGCGAGUUUGCACAAAAAAAUAGGAAAAUCGACUUACAUUAUCCAUGGUACAACAAACAUCACAAAUUGCAAAAUUUCGUGCUUUAUCCGAGCAGAAAACGGGAAAUCUAGACAUCAAAUCGAACGGGGCGGCCUGCUUUUGACAAAAAUUCCCUUUUUGGACAAAUUCCAUCUUGUCUUCAUUCAUAUUACCACCUUUAUAUCAGUCUACAUGUUAUCACAUCACCUUUACAUACAGUGGCGGUCAAAAAAAAACGGCCACCCCAAGAUGAUGCGCUCUAACGCAGAAGAGAGUAGUCGUAGGAAGAUAAAUAUGGUAUCAUUGUAAAGCUUAUGGAAUACUAAGACGUGUGACUAUACGCUUGUGGUACUGUAGUGCUGGCCUAGCACGUACUGGGGCAAUAUGUUCUUUUGGCCUGGUCAAAAAAAAUGGCCACCCAUAAUUAUUUUGCUUUAAACGCGGUGUAUGUUAGAAAUUGCCGCCAUAUGGGACUGGACUAGGAUAGCUAUAUCAAUACACACCAAUUCCAGUAUUUUUUACUUUGUACAUAUGCUCUCAGGCAUCAAUCAGGGUUGAUGACCUUGUUCAUGGUUAAGGCCCGGCUAAAUUUUUUUUUGGGUUUGUGCCGUUGUUUUGAUAAUCCAAAGCAAUACUGUAGACGGUAUUGAUCGUAUUCGUGUGUAAGACUGCCCACUUUUGCCAACAUUGCGCCUCUUUUGAUAAGAAAACUCAAAAAAUGAAAUAUUUUGACCUAAUUUUCUCCAAAAAUCCGUUUUGAAGGCCGCUAAACAAUGAAUGUAGAACCUUAAACAGGUUUUAUUUGUACAAGAACAUCAUGGACAUUUGUUUUAACACGGCACCGAUUAAAGCAAACGACCGCCCGAAACGACAGAUACCGUUUUGUUACAGUUUUCGACUUCAGGAAAUAGUCAUGAACUUUGUCAAGGUCUGCAACCCGAAUUUUCGCUUUAGGGGCUCAUAUUUAUCUUUAAAUGAUUAAGUGGUAUCUCAACUACGCCACAAAUGCGAUACUAUAUUCUAAUUUCUAUUCAACGAGGUUUCGGAACCGGACAAAAUUCAUGAUUACUUCAUGAAGUCGAAAACUGUAACAAAACGGUAUCUGUCGUUUCGGGCGGUCGUUUGCUUUAAUCGGUGCCGUGUUAAAACAAAUGUCCAUGAUGUUCUUGUACAAAUAAAACCUGUUUAAGGUUCUACAUUCAUGGUUUAGCGGCCUCCAAAACGGAUUUUUGGAGAAAAUUAGGUCAAAAAAUUCCAUUUUUUGAGUUUUCUUAUCAAAAGAGGCGCAAUUUUGGCAAAAGUGGGCAGUCUUACACACGAAUACGAUCAAUACCGUCUACAGUAUUGCUUCGGAUUAUCAAAACAACGGCAGAAACCCAAAAAAAAUUUUGGCCGGGCCUUAACCAUGAACAAGGUCAUCAACCCUGAUUGAUGCCUGAGGGCAUAUGUACAAAGUAAAAAAUACUGGAAUUGGUGUGUAUUGAUAUAGCUAUCCUAGUCCAGUCCCAUAUGGCGGCAAUUUCUAACAUACACCGCGUUUAAAGCAAAAUAAUUAUGGGUGGCCAUUUUUUUUGACCAGGCCAAAAGAACAUAUUGCCCCAGUACGUGCUAGGCCAGCACUACAGUACCACAAGCGUAUAGUCACACGUCUUAGUAUUCCAUAAGCUUUACAAUGAUACCAUAUUUAUCUUCCUACGACUACUCUCUUCUGCGUUAGAGCGCAUCAUCUUGGGGUGGCCGUUUUUUUUGAGCGCCACUGUAGUCACAUGAUAGCACUUUCUAGAAAUUUCCACAACUUUCAUUACUUUUCCCGAAAAUUAUGUGGAAUAUUUUUUUACCAAUCAAUCUUUAGGGUUGUAUCAUGGUGCUCUCGCGGUCAACUACAAUGACGCGACGACAUCUUUACUGUCGGUUGAUAUCGAUGAGAGCAACCGGAACUCCUCUUAUAUCCCGAUCCCACUUCACUUCACAGAAGGUAUGAAUUUAUCUCAAGCCUGCUUUCCGCUGUAACUUGAUCAUAACUGACGGUUUCAGGUCAAUGUCUGAUCGUCAACUUCAACAGCCUUCACUUUUUCUUUGCCUUGUUGGAUCGCUUUGAUCAAAUCCCUCUGUGGGUGAAUACCCAGGUUACUUCACCGGUCCUUGUUCGCCGCAUGGUUACUGAGUCAACAAACUAUAACAUAAGCUACGAAAGCGACAACAACUGCAAUCGUUUUCUUCUUGAAUACCAAAAGGAGGGUACCGUCGUAUCUGCUUGCGAUAGGAACGACACAAUCCCGCAUCCGGAACAAGGUCCUCCUGAUUACUAUCGCCUGUCUAUUCCUCAGUAUUUUAUGUCUGCGUUUGUCGGAUACUCCGUGUCCAAUGGAUCGUGCUUCACCACUCCAUCAUCGACUUCAUCGCCAUCAUCGACUUCAUCGCCAUAUUCGACUUCAUCGGCUUCAUCGACUAUAUCAUCGUAA